UUUGUUUAGUCUUCACAGUUUCCUGUCUUGCGCAGUGGUGAGACGCGAACAUGGCAGCACCGGAGAAGUCCACAAAAGAGCGGCUUUUAUCCACUUUGGACGACUUAGAGGUGUUAUCCAGAGAACUGAUCGAGAUGUUGGCCCUCUCGCGGAGUCAGAAAGCCCCACAGCCCGGCGAAGAUACUCAGGUGCUGGAGCUGCUGGUCCAGAGGGACCGUGAGUUCCAGCAGCUGAUGCAGCAGGCCGUGGAGCAGGGCAGACGGCAGCAGGAGAUGCUCAGCCUGGACAAGGAGCUGGACAAGAGGGACUCAGACAUCCAGCAGCUCCAGAAGCAGCUCAAGGAGGCCGAACACAUCCUGGCCACUGCGGUGUACCAGGCCAAAGAGAAGCUGAAGUCCAUAGAAAAGGCUCGCAAAGGGAGUAUCUCUUCUGAGGAGAUCAUCAAAUAUGCCCACAGGAUCAGCGCCAGCAACGCCGUCUGUGCCCCCCUCAACUGGGUACCAGGUACACUCUAUUACCCCUCCACUCCACUCUAUUACCCCUUUACUCUACUGUUACCCCUCCACUCCACUCUUUGGGAGAUGCGGCGAAUGUUAGGUCACAUGAGCCUGCCGUGUGGCGUUAAUGGACACCUGCCCGGAGACGCACUGGCGGCAGGGAGACUUCCAGACAUUCAGCUCCUCAAUUGCCUGGCGGUCUGGCGUCCAUGGGGAUGCUCCCCUCACCAUGGCAGCGGGUUUUGGCGGACACAACAAAACGAGGGCGGCGUAAAGUCAUAA
Messenger RNA from Alosa alosa (allis shad), 779 nucleotides. RefSeq names its product mediator complex subunit 4 (gene med4). NCBI's taxonomy places the organism in Eukaryota, Metazoa, Chordata, Actinopteri, Clupeiformes, Clupeidae. The transcript is spliced from 7 exons. The record is from RefSeq and is a predicted model, not a curated record. The coding region runs from base 51 to 779 and encodes 242 amino acids. Gene Ontology annotation, biological process: regulation of transcription by RNA polymerase II. Gene Ontology annotation, molecular function: transcription coregulator activity. Gene Ontology annotation, cellular component: core mediator complex; mediator complex.